Molecule: messenger RNA, 1005 nt
Organism: Condylura cristata (star-nosed mole)
Lineage: Eukaryota; Metazoa; Chordata; Mammalia; Eulipotyphla; Talpidae
Gene: BCL2L14
Product: BCL2-like 14 (apoptosis facilitator)
Exons: 5
Coding region: 1-1005 (334 amino acids)
Biological process (GO): regulation of apoptotic process
Source: RefSeq, a predicted model, not a curated record
AUGGGCACCACCAGCAGGAGUGACCUGGAGGACAUCCCCCUGGACGAGGAUGACUCCACCAGCAUCGAAUUCAAGAUCCUGGAAUUCUACGUCCAACACUACGUCUUCAAAAGAAAGACUUCUGUCUUCUCGCCGAAGCUGCUGAGGACAAGAAGUCGGUCCCAGCAGCUGGGGCUGGGGAGCAGGUCACCCAGUGAGUCAUGGACACAGGUAUCAGGGCACUGCAGAAAUUCCCCAUCCACUGAGAAGUCUGUCAACCUUGCCAAGAAGAAGUCUUCUUGGAGAACAUUGUUUGGAGUGAUAGAGAGGGAGGAAGAUUCCCAGAGUGUGCCCACCCUCCAGAGCGCUCCUACCUCCCAGUUUAAAGGCCCAGGAAUCGAGAGUGAGGGGACCUCCUGCAGUCAGCCACGGUACAGUUCCCUUUUGAACGUGGAGCAGCGUGUGGUGGAGGAAGUUGUGGCCCCUGAAGUUGUUUCCAUUGCCAACCGAGUUGCUGAAAUUGUUUAUUCCUGGCCACCGCCGGAAGAGUUCCACCUCCAAGGAUCAUCUGAACCCAAAAAGUCUUUUUCACUGCGGAGUCUCAACUUCCAAUCGCAGGGGUCCCAGCCCAGACCAGCCGGUGUUAAGAAAGAUGCAGAUGACCAAGUCAUAACCAAAAUCGUUGAGGUGUUGAAACAUUCAGGGGAUCAGUUGGAAAGAGAGUUGAGGAGAGACAAGAGCUUGAUGAGCAGCUUCCAGGACGGGCUGUCCUACUCUGUUUUCAAGACCAUCACGGACCAGUUCCUCCAGGGUGUGGACACCAGGGGAGAGUCCGAGGUCAAAGCUCAGAGCUUUAAGGCUGCUCUUGCAAUAGAUGUCAUGGCCAAACUCACGGCCAUCGACAACCACCCCAUGAACAGGGUGCUGGGCUUUGGAACCAAGUACCUGAAAGAGAACUUCUCGCCCUGGGUCCAGCAGCAUGGUGGAUGGGGAAAGGUACUUGGAACAUCACAUGAAGUGGACUGA